GCCAUGUUGACUGGCUGACUGUAGUGAUCGCAGCUUCUCUACACUAUUGUUUACGAGCGCGGAACGCGUGACCGCAGUUCUAUAAAUUAAACGGGAAAAAUCGUCCUACUGCGAGCACGCUUCCAGCGUCUGUCCUUUGAAAAUUUUCUAACAACAAUGUCGCAGUUAUUAUGCGCCUUUGUGUGACAUUGUUCUCUCUAGAAACGAUAGGCGGCGGAAGAACAGCGAUCACGCGUGUCGUACUCCCAGCAAACGGAGCAAAUGGUCUUGAGAGAUUUGGCAAUAGCGCCGGCAACCACAUCGGCAACGUCGCAUAUAAAUCGGGCACGCGAGGUACCUGUUCCUCAGUCGCUUGUCAAAUCUUGUGGUGUGCGGUUAACGUUGUUCUUACGGCAGACUUACUUAGAUUUUUCGAACAAAGAACUCAUCCCAUAGAGCAUCAGUCAUUACGUCGGAGCAAUUAACGAAGUAACUUGGGAAAAACGGAGUAGCAGUAGCGUUCGAGGAAAGAAGAAUGGUCAGGAAGAAAGAAGUGGACGCUGAUGCUUUUAUCUAAAGAAGAUGAGAAUGAUCAUCAGUCAAAGAUAGUAAAAUGGCGAAUCUAGAAACGUGAGAGGAAGAAAGAAAAAAGAACUGCAUUAAGUAGUAACUUCAUUUAAAAGAUUUUGCAUUUUGAUUACAAAAAUGGAAAAAUCCCAUAGAGACAUUCUCAUUCGUUUGAGGAAGAAUAUAAUCGAUGAUUUAGAUAUAGAGAAUAACAUUAUACAGUCUUUAAGAGAUGAGAAUAUCUUAAAAGAAGAGGAUAUAAAAUGUAUUUACAUGGGACUGACUAAAGAAGACAGAACAUGCAAUUUGUUAGAUAUAUUACCACGAUGUGGAACACGAGCUUUUGAUGUCUUUCAUCGAUCGUUAAAACAUCACUACGAAUGGCUUAGCGAUGAUAUAGAUAAAUUGUUAGACAAUUCUGAAAUAGAAACCAACGAAGAAAUAGAUUAUUGCGCUGAGCCUCUUAACGUCCCACCUCUUUCUCCAUUGACAGUUACGAGAGAAGAAAAGGUUGAACAGUUAAAGAUAGCUUUACAACAAUUAAUUCCAGCAGGAUACAUUGCGUUACAUGGCAUGAAAGGAUUUGGAAAAACAAGUCUAGUUGGCAGUACUCUGAAGGAUGCAAAAUUAGUAAAAGAUUUAUUUUCUAAUAAGAUCUACUGGAUUAAUUUUAGUUCUAAAACUUUAAUUGAUGAAGAAAUAUUAAUUCAUUUAAACGCACUCUACUAUAAUGUAAGGAAUUUCCAACCAGAAUCGAUUACUCCAUUGGAAAAAGAUUCUCUCAUCCAAUAUUUGAAAUAUUAUUUUAGUAGACAAGAAAACUGCAAAGCUUUAUUGAUUCUAGAUAAUGUUUAUGAUAAAAAAAUUAUUGAUACUUUUGAUUUCAAAUGUAAAACUAUAGUUCUUACUGCUGAUAUUGAGGUUGUAUCUCAUAAGAAACCUAUCAUAAUAGAGAUGAGAGAUGGAUUUACGGAAGCAGAGACAUUAGGCUUAUUUGCCAAAAAUUUGGAAAUGGAUGUGAACGAUUUACCUAUAGAAGCAAAAAGAAUACAUGAAGACUGUAAAGGAAUGCCGAUGCUUAUAGAUUUGUUUGCUGGGCAAUUUGCAGAAUUUAAAGACGACAUGCGUAUACAUACUGAUAGAUGGAGAUAUUACUUAGACUCUUUAAGGAAAAAAGAUGCAACAAAUACAGUAAUGAAGAAAUUUCUAGAAACACAAGAAACUAUUUUUGAUAUAUGUAUUGAACAGUUAAGACCAGACUUGAGAGAACGUUACGAGAGCUUAGCUAUUUUUCGUGAAGAUGUUAAUAUAACUCCAAAGACUCUAGAAAUUUUUUGGGGACAAAGUAUAUAUCAAGUUGAAGAACUGAUGUUGGAUUUGUGCCAUAAAUCACUUGUAGCCAAAAAGUGGAACAAGGAUUUGAAAACUUAUAUUUAUGGUGUGCAUGAUUUGCUGCUAUGCCAUCUUAGAAAACGAACUCACGCCAAAUUGAAUCAGAUGCACAAGUCUAUUAUUACAGAGUAUCGCAAAUAUUGCAAAAAUGAUUUUUCAAAACUGCCGGAUGACAAUUAUAUUUACUCGUAUAUUGGUUAUCAUUUGGAGCAAGGACAAUUGUUCGAGGGAUUUCGGCUUCUUUAUUUAAAUUUAGAUUUCAUUCAAGCUAAAUUAAUACAUGCGGGUUUGAAUGAUGUACUGCUAGAUCUCAGAAAGUACAGAAACUACAUCACGUUAGAUAAAGACGAGUUUGAGAGGAUGGUCUCUGAUAUAGAAAGAUUUCUUCAAAAACAUGCAAGCGUUAUAGUAGAACAUAAACAUAAAAAAUGCUUAGAUAUUAUUCAAAUCGCAAUGAGUUACCCACAUGAAGGCUACAUCGCGCAAACCGCGAAAAUUCUAGCUGUACAAAGACAAAAGUACUUGUACCUAUCUCAUGAGAAAAGUCGGCAUCAUAUAACACCAUUGAUGCCAUUGACUGACGAAAUAUCAAUGAACGUUUGUACAUCAUCCUUCGCAAAUGAUCCUGACUUUAUCUUAACUGGAAAUACAUCGGGUAAAAUAAUUCUGUGGGAUUCUGUACGCAAGCAGCAUAAAAUCUUUAAUGGUCACAAAGAAGAUUGUUCUAUUAAAAAAAUUGUUGUAUCUACGGAUGGUGAUUGUUUCUUAUCCUUAAGCAAUGACGGUAUAAUCAAGUUAUUCUCUCUGAUUACAAAUGAGGACAAUGAGAUAUUUGAUCAGUAUUACAUGCACGUUGAUAGCCCACGACAAAAACAAACAUGUUAUUCUUCCUUUUUUACAAACUUGGAUGGUCAGGAUGACAGCUUAGCAAAAUUCUGGGUGGAAAAUGAGAUUAUAAAUGAUAUGGCUUUUGGUUACGAAGACAAAUAUAUCGUUGCAUGCACUGACAAAACAACGAUUCAGAUAUGGGAUCGAUAUGGAAAAAUAGUAUUCACCUUGAGAGGGAAACAUCAGUGCAUUCCGAAAAUCGCCUUUACGGCGAAUGCUUCUUUACUACACGUAAUGGACGAGUUAAAGGGUGCUUUUGUCACGUACGCAAAUUGUGGAAAAGACUACACUACUUAUCGCUAUCUCACCUGUUAUAAUCUACAAUUGAAAUCUACAGCUGAAAAAAUCAUCUUCUUUCAUCAUAUACCCAACCGUGACAAUUCAUUGAUGGUCAUUACUAAGAAGGAAGCUAUGUACGUAAAAUGGGGAUGGGAUGAGGUUUGUGCGUACAAUUUCAUCAAGCAGACGAAAGCGUAUGUCGAUGAUGAUACAGUGACUUAUGUAUGUGCGACUAUUACAUACGACGGUGAAUACAUAAUAUUGGCUGAUUCUGCGGGUUUUAUAAAUGUAUGGGAUACCUAUUCUGGAUAUCAACCGAUCGCGACUUACAAAAGUCGUGUCGUAUGUUUGGAUUCUGUUUGGUUGACAGACGAAGGUUAUCAUAUUAUAUGUGGAAAUGGACAAGGAAUAUUAUAUAGAUGGAAACUUCCAGUACGAGGAUCAAAUGAAUUACCGAAGAAAUGUUUAUUUGACGCAGUUGUUAAUUCUGAUGACAAAAUGGAUAUUGUAGUCAAAGAGAGUCCUUCAAAAAAAAUUAUAGUAUCAAAGGGAGAAGAUAUAACAACAGAAACUGAAUUUAUAGAAGGAAAGAUAUUGAAUUUGCAACUAUCCGCCAAUGGAAACAAGGUGGUAUGUGUUACGGAUAAUCAACGAAUUCAAUUGUUUGACACAACAACUGGAGACCUUUAUCUUGACAUUGAACAAAUCCAAUUUGUGAAAAUGGUCAAUCUGCAUAAUUGUGACAUGGUAUUCUGCAAAUGGAAAGACAAUAUGUUGAAGGUAUGGCAACAAAUAUGGCACUCGAACUCAAGAAUAGAUACUAAAGUAUUCAAAAUCGAUACUAAAACAGCCAUUAAAGACGUUCACAUCAUAAAUGACAAUUAUGCCAUAACAGUAACGCAAACUGGCAUAAUAACAAUAUGGCAUAUUAACUUUCCUUGGCAACUGAUAAGCCAAUUAAACCUGUCUAAUUCGCCUUUACAUAUUUCAUUCAGCUGUUUAAGUUACAAUCAAAAUUACUUAGCGAUUUUAAAUGAAUCGUACAGUUUAACUUUAUUAUGCAUGUCCUACAAGUCAGAGGAAGCGAUGAGUAUAAAAAUUAACAAACAUUUAACGCAUAUUUUUGCGCAAAAGACAACUUAUUGUGAUAUUUCAAAGAAUGAACAAUAUAUUGCCGUUGGCUUUGAAUCAGGACAAAUUUCUAUUAUCGAUAUACAGAAGAAAUCGGAAAUCACUCGAUUAAUUUUCCAUUCGAAUUCCAUUAUGCAAUUGUGUUGGGCUCCAGCUACCAUAGGCGUUCCAAUUUUAUUGUCAUUGACAAGCGAUGAAAUAAUUUGGUGGAAUGUUACUCUAGCAAAAAACACGAGAACAAACACAAAGAAUAUGCGAAGAAGUCGGAUGGGCAUUAGCCGCAGUACAAGCACUCCUUCGUUCAGUACAAAUGAUUUUGGCAACCUACAAAUAUCUAACAGCCGAAGCAUAGACAUCGGUAAUCUACAAGAUGAAACAUCGAAUGGAGCCGUUACAAAUAGUGUCAACAGUAAAACUAAAUAUUGGCAAAAUAAAAUAGGCAAAGAUCUUGAAGUGCCAGAAUUAUUAGCGGUUAUCGAAUUACCACCGAGUCGUGAUCCAAAAGUAUGUAUCUCUCCAGAUUUCACUAAAUAUGUUAUGGUUGACAUGUACGGAUCUGUCAAUAUAUUUAAACUAAUUGGUUAUGAUGAUUCUAUCUCGAACAUAGGCUAAUUAUAAAAUUAAUUUAGAAUAUCAUAUUACAUUGCAAAUAUUGCAAUAUAAGACGAAUAUGUCAUUAAUAGAAAAUUGAAAGGCGAAAUUAUAUAUCAAUAUAUAAUAUUAUUCGUCGACAUGUAAAGCCUUAUUUCUAUUGAAUAGAGAGGCUUGAUAUACAAUUGUAUAAUGAUGUAGAUUUAAUUGAUGUAGAAUUAAUUAUAUUAGGAGACAUGUUUUACGAUAUAUUGCCACACAUGUGCUCAAGCUAAUAUUAAUGAAAAGUAUAUAUCUAUUAAUAGCAAUAUUCUUUACUGCCACUUGCAUUUAAGGAGAAGUUAAUGUCAAUUUACUAUUUACGUAAAACUGAUUUUUACUUACAUUUUUCUUACAGUUUUUGAAAUACAGUUUUUUAUUAUAUAUAUAUGAACAAAGGUACCAUUACAGUAUAUUAUAAAGAAAUAGCUGAAUUGUAUACGUAUACAGUUUGUCACUCAAGAUUGUAUGUUCGAUUACUCAUAUUGUCAUCUUAAAUUUUUUUACUUUUAAAUGUCAGUAAUUUCAUAAAAAACAUUCUGUUUGGUGCUGAAACCAUUAUUGAAAAAACAUUAUGGAGAAACCCGAGAAACAUUUAUCAGGCAAUAAUUGAUAAGAGUGAAAACUGAUCUCUGAAGUAAUCAUUCAUUUUUCUAUAACAAACUGUAUGUAUUUGUGCCAUCUGUAAAUCCUACAUGUAUAUUUUAAGCUGCCAAAAAUGUGCUUGUAUUACAAGUACAUUUCUAUACUCUUGCAUUUAACUAAUCAUUUAUAAAUGAUGCUACUAGGUGCGUAUAUCUCGGAAAAUGUUAGUUUAAUCAAGUAUUGUGAUUAUCCAUUUUGUGUUAUGCAUUUUUCGAAAUUGAAAUAAUUUUGUGUAUAUAGAUUAUUUGCAGAAUACUUUUAAUUAUCAAUGGAAGAAAAUUAUGUAGUUAUUUACUUAUUUUAAGAGAAACUUUAAUAAUUUUUAUAUAUAUUGAUAUCAAACAAAUAAUUAUUAUUUUAACACGUAUAACGCAAUAAUAAUACAUAAUAUUUAAUUUUUAAAUAAAUCUCCCUAAAAAAUUAUAAAAUGAAAAAAUUAAUAGAAAAAUUUAAUUUGAUGUAUUAUGUAUCAUACAUUACACAUCAAUUUGUUUUUUUUUCUUAUACAUAUAUAAUCAAAAUUAUCGCACUUCUUAGUUAACGCCAGUAACUAUAUUUCAUUUAUAAUUUUAAAAGUAAACAUAAUAUUGAUAUUAAUUACACGGAAAGAACAAUUUUUCUAAAAUACAGAACUGAAAAUAAUUAUGUUGAAAACAUUAAAAAAUUUACAUUAAACGUAUGUAUACAAGCUGGUUGCUAGAAUGUCAAAACUCUUGCAGCAGUAUCAUCAAGCUUCAACUUUUUACAUACUUAAUUAUUUUGAUAGUUAAAAAUUAAAAUAUGUUCUUCUGAGCUGUAUCUAGCUAAAUUUUUAGAUACUAGCUAUAAUAAAAUUGUUUCUUCCGAGUAUGAAAAAAUGUAUCAUAAAUAUGUAUGGAAAUACUGGAGGAGGAUUAUUCAAUUGUGAUCAUGUAUGCUUCUGUAUAAUAACUAGAAAUAUUACUUGAAUGAAUAAUCCUUUAUAGUAUAAUACUUUAUAGAUAUAUUGUUUUUUAUACCAGUGUUGUGUUAAAAAAUGAAAAACUAAGACUGAUGAGCAUGACAGUUCAUGAAUUAUACUGUAUCCAUCCAGUCAAAUGGUUGCCAUGCAUGUAUGUGCAUACAAUACAUAUAUACAACAUCAAUGUAACAAUAUUACGUAAUCCUACGUAAUAAUUUUUGAUUGUAGAAAAAAUUGUAAAUUGUAAUUACAUAUAAUUCAUGUGCCUUAUAAAAAACAUAAGUAAGAUUUAUGAUAAAAUAAUGGAGCAAAGACAUAUGUAAAAAAAUCACAAAAUUUUAUAUAUCUACUUUAAAGAUGUGCGUGUGAUACUAAAUCACGUCUUUAAACAUCAAAGCUCUAUUGUGAUUAACACUUUGCUCCACUUAUUCUACUUAAUUGUGUUUAUUUUAAUGCUCGAAACAUAACAGUCGAGAAAGAUUUAAAGCGAACACCAAAUCGCGCGUUCCAUAGUUAUAUAAGAAAUCACAUUCUUAGCUAUGUAUAAGAUCUUUUUGUAUGGAUUCCAUUAUUUUACUCCUUUUUUGUAUAAUCCAAUUUUUCGACUCCUUUGACUCUCUGUUAGCGUCGUGAAGUGAAACGUCGUCGAGUCUCUUGAUCUUGCCGCAUUGUCGCACUAACAGAAAGUCGAAUUUUAGUUGAUCUCAUAUUUUUCUACUUUUUACAUGAAUCUAGAAGACAGUAACUAUAUCUAAGAAUCCUAUAUGUAUAUACAGACUGUAAUGCAUUUAUAUAUAUAUAUCUUUCUGUAUAUUAUAAUCAGAUUGUAUCUAACAUCUGUCUUUGAACAUUUUGCAUACGUCAUAAUAAUUAUAUUUAUCAAAUUUCUUAAAAAGUUUAUUUUAUUCUCAAGUCUUAUAUUGAUUAACAACAAAUUGUAAUAUAUCGUCAAGAUAUUUUAUUUUUCUUAUUUUGAUAAAUGAUUAGAUACAAAUCUGUCUUUAGUUUGACGAAAUAUAUGUAAGCGUAAGCCAACAAGAAACAACACAAUUAGAAAAUUGGCCGAUGCGUAUAUAUUGUAUAAUUUACAUUCUAAUGUCAAUCAAACUCAAUUUUUAAUUUGUAUUUUAUAUGUACCUUAUUCUCAUGCUACAUGUUGAUUACGCUGUUAUGAAUAUAUGUAAAUAUAAAUAAAAAUUGUGUACAUACACAA
This is a messenger RNA of Solenopsis invicta (red fire ant), 7664 nucleotides long. It is a transcript of the gene Dark, whose product is annotated as apoptotic protease-activating factor 1. The transcript has 10 exons. Gene Ontology annotation, biological process: regulation of apoptotic process. Gene Ontology annotation, molecular function: ADP binding; protein binding. The record is from RefSeq and is a predicted model, not a curated record. Bases 685 to 4848 code for a protein of 1387 amino acids. NCBI's taxonomy places the organism in Eukaryota, Metazoa, Arthropoda, Insecta, Hymenoptera, Formicidae.